This is a messenger RNA of Cynara cardunculus var. scolymus (artichoke), 2422 nucleotides long. RefSeq lists its product as uncharacterized. NCBI's taxonomy places the organism in Eukaryota, Viridiplantae, Streptophyta, Magnoliopsida, Asterales, Asteraceae. Bases 2 to 2251 code for a protein of 749 amino acids. Gene Ontology annotation, cellular component: nucleus; DNA replication factor C complex. Gene Ontology annotation, molecular function: DNA binding; DNA clamp loader activity. Gene Ontology annotation, biological process: DNA-templated DNA replication; DNA repair. The transcript is spliced from 10 exons. The record is from RefSeq and is a predicted model, not a curated record.
UAUGGAGAACCCUGUACCAUAUAGCAGAGGGUUGCAGAAGCAUUCCUUGUCGAUCAUUAAACAGGGGCGAAGUGGAUAUGACCCGUCUGAUACGGAGACAGAAUGGCAUGAAGCUCCGUGGCAUGAAUUCAAUAGGAAGAGUGUAGAAUUGGGUUCUGGAGUGCCAAAGAUGAGUUCUGAUGACACUAGGAACCUGAAUCCGUUGAGACUCAGCAGGAGACACUCUUCAAAGUUUGAUCCUGAAGGGGUGCCACUUACAAGGAAACGCAGCAAAUCUCCCUAUAAGCCUCAAAGAGAUGAUGGGAAUUCCCGGUCACCUACUCUUGGUUCCCUUCCCCUUCCACCAGGAAGGAAUAUCAGUCCGUUUUCCAAGUCUGAGCGUAGGAGGCAUCUUUCACCAUUCAUACCCACAAGAGGGGAUGAUCUUUUGGAGACUGAUGAAGCUUUUGGCUCAUAUCAUAAGCAGAAACACAGCCAGCCCAACACUGAAAGUUAUCGGGAUGCUGAGAAGCUGAAUUAUGGUAGAACAUUGUCGGCACCUAGACUGAGAACUAGGGACAAGGAGCAACAGAUGAAGUAUGAUUAUUGGGUGAAAAGGAGAGAGGAAAGGAGUAGGACACCUCCAUUGCGCAGAAGUGUUACCCCACGAAAAGACAAGGAAGGUAACCCUAAGAAUGUCCCUUCUGUGGGUGAGAUCAAUGAGAUGGUUGCAAAUGCGAAAUUGGCUAAGAGUCCAGUGAGACAUGCUCCAGUUUUUGAUAGCACAGAUUCUCUUCCAGGAGGCGAUAUUUUCUUUUCUCGAGACUAUGCAGCUAUGUCGACACAGAAGAUUAAGAAUGGUGGUCUGGAAAGUCGUCUUAGCCCGAAGGCCAAAUUGUUCAUAGAAAAGAAACCUGAUCCACACCAUCGUUAUAAAUCAAAUGCUAUUCCUAAUUAUAAUACUACCGGUAUUUCUUCUAGCAGUCUUUUAACACCCACAACUAUCAUCUCAAGCUCCGCUGUAAGUAGGCAAAGUAGCAAUCUAAGUGAUGCCAGUGCAAAAUCAACUGGGAGCUCCUGGAAGUUCACUGCAAAUAGGCAGAAAAGCCAGACGGAUUCAUGGUUCUCUUGCAUAGGGAAAGGACCUUGCCGUACGUCCAAGAAGUCUCCAGAAAGAGAGAGAGCCUUUGAUGAAGCUUCUUUCAUUGAGAAGGCUUUCGUAGUUGAGAGCCUUAGACAAUUCUGGGCAGAUAAGUAUCAACCUUCGUCAUUGAAUGGGUUCACUUGCCACAAACAAGAAGCCCUGCAACUUAAACAACUGGCAUCCCAGGACAUACUUCCACAUAUUCUUUUGAAGGGACCUCAAGGGUCAGGGAGGAAAGCAUUGACAAUGGCCCUACUACGUGAGAUUUAUGGAGAUGCUGCCCGGAAUGAAACAAGGCUGACUCAAGUAGCAGUUCCUUUAACCUCAAGUGUGCAUCAUGUGGAGCUUAAUGUGUACUUGGAAGCUAAUGCUAGAUAUGCUCUUAUGGCUUCAGUCAAGCAAAUAAGCAGCAACCAUUCAGUUGCUCCUGAGAUCAGCACAGUUAAUUUGAAGCCAGAUUAUACAGUAAUGGUCCUUUAUGAUGUUGACAAAGCUGAUGAGAGCAUUCAGCACUUGAUAAAGUGGAUUAUGGAUUGCUAUUCGGAUGUGUGUAAGCUGAUUCUGUGUUGUGAGGGUGAUGUCGACAUUCUUGAACCAGUGAAAACUCGGUGCCAUAUUUUCAAGGUUGAUGCUCCUGUAACUCAUGAAAUCAUGGAAGUUCUUAUUCAGAUAGCAAGGAAAGAGAACUUCGAUUUAUCCAUGAAGUUUGCUGCAAAGAUUGCAAAUAAAUCCAAGCAGAACUUGAGGAAAGCAAUCAUGGCUCUUGAAGCCUGCAAGUCUCACAACUAUCCUUUUCUCGAAGACCAACCAAUCGCAAUAGGAUGGGAGGAUGUACUUAUUGACCUUGCUGCCGAGAUUUUAGCUGAUCCAUCACAUAAGAGGCUGUUUCUCAUACGUGGGAAGCUACAGAAACUUCUGGUGGAAUUUGUGCACCCAAAACUGAUUCUUCAGAAACUCAUCGAACAGUUCCUAAAGGGUGUUGAGGCUACUUUGAAAAGGGAACUAUAUUAUUGGCAUCGUUAUUAUGAUAAGAGACUCCCGGUUGGAACUAGUGCCUUGCUGAAGUUAGAAGAGUUUGUUGCCAAAUUCAUGAGUAUACACAGGAAGAAUUUACAUAAUCGUCAGUGAUUGAACCUUCGGGGAUGUCUGUUCUACGUAUGGGAGGUUACGUUCCUAGGAAAGCAUAAAUAAUGCAACAAGGUAGGUAUCUCCUCGGACCUUUUAGCAAGUACAAAAACACCAUAUGUUUUUCCCCGAGUUCAACGAGGGAACGUAAUGAAAUUCCUCCUGUUACGAAGU